Messenger RNA from Manis pentadactyla (Chinese pangolin), 4316 nucleotides. It is a transcript of the gene SCAF1, whose product is annotated as SR-related CTD associated factor 1. Gene Ontology annotation, molecular function: RNA polymerase II C-terminal domain binding. The transcript is spliced from 11 exons. The coding region runs from base 87 to 4076 and encodes 1329 amino acids. The record is from RefSeq and is a predicted model, not a curated record. NCBI's taxonomy places the organism in Eukaryota, Metazoa, Chordata, Mammalia, Pholidota, Manidae.
AGAGCUGAGGAGUAUCUGCAGAGCCAUCUAUAGUGCCUAGGACAUGUCUUUUAGGGCCGGGAGUGUCUCCAUGGGCUGACCUGAGGAUGCAGCUCACCUACAUGGGUCUGUGGCCAUUUAGCAGGCCUGGAAGAGCUGUUCCAGGGCUAGUGACCAUGGAGGAAGAAGAUGAGUCUAGAGGGAAGACAGAAGAGUCAGGCGAGGAUCGGGGUGAUGGUCCACCAGACAGAGACCCCAUGCUUUCUCCUUCUGCCUUUAUCCUGCGGGCCAUUCAACAGGCUGUGGGAAGUUCCUUGCAGGGGGACCUGCCGAAUGAUAAAGAUGGCUCCCGAUGUCAUGGCCUUCGAUGGAGGCGCUGUCGGAGCCCAUGGUCAGAGCCCCGUUCCCAGGAAUCAGGGGGAACUGACACAGCUGCUGUGUUUGACAUGGCCGCAGACAGCUUCCUUGUGGGGCUGGUGAGCAUACUGGAUCCCCCAGACACCUGGGUUCCCAGCCGCCUGGACCUGCAGCCUGGCGAAAGCGAGGACAUGCUGGAGCUGGUGGCCGAGGUCCGAAUAGGGGACAGGGAUCCGAUCCCCCUGCUGGUGCCGAGCCUGUUGCCCCGUCUCAGGGGCUGGAGGACAGUCAAAACGGUUUCUCCGCAGUCUCACUCCUCCCGACCCACCUGUGCCCGCCACCACCUCACCUUGGGCACUGGAGAUGGGGGCCCCGCCCCACCCCCUGCCCCCUCUUCUGCGUCCUCCUCCCCCUCUCCUUCCCCCUCAUCCUCCUCCCCUUCCCCGCCUCCCCCUCCACCCCCGCCAGCGCCCCCGGCCCCUCCUGCCCCCCGAUUUGACAUCUAUGACCCCUUCCACCCCACCGAUGAGGCCUAUUCCCCACCGCCUGCUCCAGAGCAGAAGUACGACCCCUUCGAGCCCACUGGCUCCAACCCCAGCUCAUCAGCCGGGACCCCCUCACCGGAGGAGGAGGAGGAGGAGGAGGAGGAGGAGGAGGAAGAGGAGGAGGAGGAGGAGGAGGAAGGCCUGUCCCAGAGCAUCAGCCGCAUCUCAGAGACCCUGGCCGGCAUCUAUGAUGACAACAGCCUGAGCCAGGACUUCCCAGGUGACGAGAGCCCGCGGCCGGAGCCCCAGCCCCCGCAGCCGGCCCCGGUCCCCGGAACUCCGCCGCAGGCCGACUCCACCAGGGCCGAGGGGGCCACCCGCCGGCGGGUCUUCGUGGUGGGGACCGAGGCGGAGCCCUGCCGGGAAGGCAAGGUUUCGGUGGAGGUCGUGACGGCAGGUGGAGCCGCCUUGCCUCCCCCGCUGCUGCCCCCCGGAGACUCAGAGAUUGAGGAGGGCGAGAUCGUCCAACCCGAGGAGGAGCCCAGGGUGGCGCUGCCCCUUUUCCGGGCCAGCGGCCGGGCGGCCCGACCUCCCCAGGCAGCCCCAGCCCCCCAGGCGGCCCAGCCGCCCCCGCCGCCGCCCGCCCCCCGGGCCCCCGAGGGGGACGACUUUCUGUCGCUGCACGCGGAGUCGGACGGCGAGGGCGCCCUGCAGGUGGACCUCGGGGAGCCGGCCCCCGCCCCGCCCGCCGCCGACUCCCGCUGGGGCGGCCUGGACCUCCGCCGCAAGAUCCUGACGCAGCGGCGGGAGCGCUACCGCCAGCGCUCGCCCUCCCCGGCCGCGGCCGCCGCCGCCGCCGCCGCCGCCGCCGCCCCCGCGGGCCCGCCCACCCGCAAGAAGUCGAGGCGGGAGCGCCAGCGGAGCGGCGGCGAGGCCAGGGAGGCCACCGCCGCCUCGGGCGCGCAGCCAGCCCCGCCGGCGCCCGCCUCCGGCUCCCCCUGGGACUCCAAGAAGCACCGCUCCCGGGACCGCAAGCCCGGCUCCCACGCCUCGUCGUCCGCCCGCCGCCGCUCGCGCUCCCGCUCCCGCUCCGCCCGCCGCCGCUCACGCAGCACCGACCGCCGCCGCGGGGGCAGCCGCAGAUCCCGCUCCCGGGAGAAGCGGCGGCGGCGGCGGCGCUCGGCCUCCCCGCCCCCGGCCACCUCCUCGUCGUCGUCCUCGAGGCGCGAGCGGCACCGCGGGAAGCACCGGGACGGCGGCGGCGGCGGCAAGAAGAAGAAGAAGCGGUCCCGGUCCCGGGGCGAGAAGCGGUCUGGGGACGGCGAGAAGGCCGCGGCGCCCGCCCCGCCGCCCCCGGGCCCCGCCUCCGUGGGUGGCGAGCGGGACAGCCGCCGCCGGGGCGCCGUGCCGCCCUCCAUCCAGGACCUCACGGACCACGAUCUCUUCGCCAUCAAGCGGACCAUCACCGUGGGCCGGCCCGACAAGUCCGACGCCCGAGGCCCCUCCCCGGCCCCGGCCGUGUCGCCCAAGCGCGAGGUCCUGUACGACUCCGAGGGCCUGAGCGCCGAGGAGCGCGGAGGCAAGGGCAGCGAGAAGGACCGGCGCCGCUCGGGGGCUGCGUCCUCCUCGUCCUCUGCCCGGGAGAAGGGAUCUCGGCGGAAGGCGGUGGAUGGGGGCGACCGGGACAGGGACAGGGACAGGCCAUCUAAGAAGGCCCGGCCCCCCAAGGAGGCGGCGCCUUCGGGGCCCCCGCCGAAGCCGCCGGUCAGCAGCGGCUCAGGCUCCUCGUCCUCGUCGUGCUCCUCCUCCUCCCGGAGGGUGAAGCUGCAGUCCAAGGUGGCGGUGCUGAUCCGCGAGGGCGUCAGCAGCACCACGCCCGCCAAGGAGGCCGCGUCUGCCGGCCUGGGCUCCAUCGGAGUCAAGUUCAGCCGCGACCGCGAGAGCCGCUCGCCCUUCCUCAAGCCGGACGAGCGGGCCCCCGCCGAGGUGGCCAAAGCAGCUCCGGGCGGCACCAAGCCCAAAAAGACCAAGGUCAAGGCCAAGGCUGGGGCCAAGAAAGCCAAGGGGACCAAGGGAAAGACCAAGCCGUCCAAGACGCGGAAGAAGGCCCGCGGUGGGGGCGGCGGCGGCCCUGUGACGCUGAAGAAGUCCAAGGCGGAUAGCUGCAGCCAGGCAGCGGGGUCCAAGGGGGCCGAGGAGACGUCCUGGUCCGGGGAGGAGCGGGCAGCCAAGGCCCCCAGCACCCCGCCGCCCAAGGCAGCCCCUCCGCCUCCUGCACUCACCCCCGACUCCCAGACUGUGGAUAGCAGCUGCAAGACACCCGAGGUCUCCUUCCUUCCGGAAGAGGCCACCGAGGAGACUGGCGUCCGAGGUGGGGCAGAGGAGGAGGAGGAGGAGGAGGAGGAAGAGGAGGAGGAGGAGGAGGAGGAGGAGCAGCAGCCUGCCACCACCACGGCCACCAGCACAGCUGCCGCGGCCCCAAGCACUGCCCCUAGCGCGGGGUCCACAGCUGGUGACUCGGGGGCGGAGGAUGGGCCGGCCACCCGCGUCUGCCAGCUGCCCACGCUGCCCCCACCCAUGCCCUGGAGUCUGCCCGCUGGCGUGGACUGCACCACCAGCGGCGUCCUGGCCCUGACUGCACUUCUCUUCAAGAUGGAAGAAGCCAAUCUGGCGAGCCGAGCAAAAGCCCAGGAGCUGAUCCAGGCCACCAACCAGAUCCUCAGCCACAGGAAGCCGCCCUCCAGUCUGGGGAUGACACCGGCCCCUGUGCCCACCUCUCUGGGCCUACCCCCUGGCCCCACCAGCUACCUGCUCCCUGGUGGCCUCCCUCUGGGAGGCUGUGGCUCUACCCCUCCCACCCCCACUGGGCUGGCUACAGCAUCUGACAAGAGGGAGGGCAGCAGCAGCUCCGAGGGACGUGGGGACACAGACAAGUAUCUGAAAAAGCUGCACACGCAGGAGCGGGCGGUAGAGGAGGUGAAGCUGGCCAUCAAACCGUACUAUCAGAAGAAGGACAUCACCAAGGAGGAAUACAAGGACAUCCUGAGGAAGGCUGUCCACAAGAUCUGCCACAGCAAAAGUGGGGAGAUCAACCCGGUGAAGGUGAGCAACCUGGUACGGGCCUACGUCCAGCGCUACCGCUACUUCCGCAAGCACGGCCGCAAGCCAGGGGACCCCCCGGGACCCCCACGGCCGCCCAAGGAGCCGGGGCCCCCUGACAAGGGUGGUCCAGGCCUGCCCUUGCCCCCUCUCUGAGACCCUCUGCUACCCCUUCCCUCUGCCUUCUAGGAAUUCUGGACGUAUUUAUGGCUCCGCCUCCCCACCUCCCUCCUCCUGUCAGUGGGAUGAUUGGGGGAGGGUUGCUGCAGGGGAAAAGGAGAGCCCCCUACCCUGCCCAGCCCGGUGCCCGUGUCCCUUGCCCCAGAACCUGUCCCCAUCGCUGCCUCUCUGUUCGUGCUCCUACCCCGAUUUCAUUAAAGAUUUCAUGAAAUGUUA